UUGAAUGUCUUUGACCAUUCCUCUAGCUAAUCUGCAGCAGAAAAUAUCAUAAUUUCAUGUUUAUUUGUUAUUGUUUCUUAGCAUAUGUUGCAAAACGUAAAUAUUGUUAGUGGCUUUUUUAAGUGCAGGACACAAAAGCGAAAAUCUAGCUAAAUCGAAUCUCAAAAUAAUAAUAAUAUUAUUAAAAUUGUCAUAUAUACAAUUGUAUUUUUGUGUUUGGUUGCUGUAAUUUGUUUCAUGCUUUUGUGUUCUAGGAAAAAGACUUGAAAGUCAUAAGAGAAGCUAAGAUCCGAGAAGAGAUGUUAGACCGGGAAGCUUCACUUAGACAAGCAAGAGCAGAAGCAUCUCUUUCUGAUGGUAUCUCAUGGGUAAGCUUUGACCAGAAAAAGGCAAAACCAAUUAGGGAUUUUAGAAAAGUUGCCCUCCACAAGGUAAUUUUGCCUCCUACCCUCUUCACUCCUCUCCUUUCCUUUUGUUUAUUGUUUAUUGGUGUUGUUUUUCAACCUUGGGUUCUUUUUUGUUUUAGUUCAAAUUGAUGGCUUUCUUUUAUUUUCUAGAUUCAAUAUCGGGGUUGAAUUUCAGAGAUUAUAUGACAUUUUUGUUACUGUUUUUGGUAUUGUUCUCCUUAUGCAACUGUAAGUUUUUGAGCAACUGAAAUGAAUAAAGUUUUUUUGAUGUGCGAGCAUGAGAUAAUGAGGUGGAAGUAAGGAAGUUUUUUUAUAUUUGAAUUUGGUCUGAGUUUAUGGGUAAAGUGGAUUUUGGGUGAAAUCGGCAAAAGCAUGAGGCAGGGUUUGCUGUCGAGUGGUCUAUUGACGAACAGUAUAUAUUGGAGGACAGCCUUGAAAAGUAUGUAAUAAUUAUUUCUUUUCUUACUGUAUAUGCAGGUCUUCUAAUUUGUGCUACUAAUAUACGAAACCUAGUCCAGGUAUAAAGAUGAACCAAGUAUUAUGAAGUACAUAAAGUUUGCAGCUACCUUGCCUGAUAAAACUGUACGUGAUGUUGCAUUGAGGUGUUGGUGGAUGCAAGUCUUAUUUUUUAUGUACCAUUACUUUGCAGCAUCAGAGAUUUAUAAUGCUAUCCGAAUUUUCAUUGCUGCUUAUGUUUGGAUGACUGGAUUUGGGAACUUCUCAUAUUAUUAUGUGCGCAAAGAUUUCAGUCUUGCAAGGUUUGCACAGAUGAUGUGGCGGCUCAAUUUCUUGGUUUUUUUUUGCUGUGUUGUCCUCAAUAAUAGUUAUAUGUUGUACUAUAUAUGCCCCAUGCAUACUCUAUUCACUCUUAUGGUUUAUGGGGCACUUGGUAUUUUGACAUAUCUGAACAUUUUGGCUUUUACCGAUAAAUUUUUGUUCCUUGUUUUCACCAGUGUUUAUAUAUGUUUAAGAAAUGUUACUCAAUCCUUCCGAAGCUACAGUUUAACCCUUUUUGCAUGGCUUGGAAAGAUUACACUGGAGACCUAUAUCUCGCAGAUUCACAUCUGGCUAAGAUCCGGGGUUCCAGAUGGUCAGCCUAAGCUGCUCCUUUCUCUGAUCCCAGAUUACCCAAUGUUGAAUUUCAUGCUUACGACUUCCAUAUACCUUGCAAUUUCUUACAGACUCUUUGACUCGACAAAUAUACUGAAAUCAGCUUUUGUACCUACAAAAGACAACAAGCGCCUUGUCCACAACUUCAAGUGGAGUGUUAUUUAAUGUUGCAUUCCAUGGUCUUUUAUAUUAGUUUGAACUUGAAUUUGGUGUUAUUGAAAUAGGGUUUUGUAGCUACCUUGUGUACUAGCUUCUUUAACCAUGAUUGUUAAUUAUUACGUGUUUUGUAGCUCCUUUUAUAUUUGGCCGAGUUAAUAUAGAUCAGAUGAGUUGUGAGGUA
Messenger RNA from Gossypium raimondii (Peruvian cotton), 1857 nucleotides. RefSeq names its product protein REDUCED WALL ACETYLATION 1. Gene Ontology annotation, biological process: xylan biosynthetic process; plant-type secondary cell wall biogenesis; xyloglucan metabolic process. Gene Ontology annotation, molecular function: acetyltransferase activity. The record is from RefSeq and is a predicted model, not a curated record. Gene Ontology annotation, cellular component: Golgi apparatus. The transcript has 7 exons. The coding region runs from base 948 to 1682 and encodes 244 amino acids. Lineage: Eukaryota; Viridiplantae; Streptophyta; Magnoliopsida; Malvales; Malvaceae.